This is a messenger RNA of Aedes aegypti (yellow fever mosquito), 5165 nucleotides long. RefSeq lists its product as uncharacterized. NCBI's taxonomy places the organism in Eukaryota, Metazoa, Arthropoda, Insecta, Diptera, Culicidae. The transcript is spliced from 5 exons. Bases 737 to 3130 code for a protein of 797 amino acids. The record is from RefSeq and is a predicted model, not a curated record.
AAUUGCGACUUGCGGAAGCUCCCACCGCUCAGAGUGAGAAUGUCCUUUGUGCAAUGCGGUUCAGUCGCCGAGGACCAUGACCGCUGAGCUCGCAAAAGGACGGUCGGUGGAAAAUCCAUUUUAUUCGGACCAAUCCGUGCAGUUAAUUGCCGUGUGGAAAACCUAGCAGCUGCUGUUAUAUAGUGAGUGGAUUUUAAACAUGCCCAAGUGAUACAUCGAUAAUGAAUAAUCUAGUGAAGAGGUGUGGAUUUUCCUUUCGUCGAAGCGCUGUGAAGCAAAAGGGAAAAUCAAUCGCGAAAAGGUGAAUCACAAGCGGAUGUGAAGUUUUUCCGUGACUCGAUUCAAGUUCGAGACGGAAAAUGAGAUAAAAUCUGAAGGAUAAUUGAUGGUGCCGAAGGUCACAUUCACGGUUCACAGUGCUUUCAGUGAAGUGUUUGACGCUUUUUUUGGAUACGACGCAUAAUGUGAAACAGAUGAAAAUGAAUGAUAAAUGUGUAAAUCUGCUGAGCUAAAAGUGAAAAUUGUGUUUCUUCAAGAAGAUUAAAAAAAUUGAAGAUAAAAAAGCGUACGCCAGCAAGUAUCAGUGGUGGUGGUGAGAGUCAUUGUUAUAGUCUGAGUUGUGAAUCGGAUGCUGGGUAUCCGGACGCACGGCACAUAGCAGAUCCUGUAGCGAAGCGUGUCCUGCCGAGUCGGAGCGAAGGAAACCAAAUUUGAGCAAAAGCAAUGUUCCACCAGCAUGAGAUCCGGCAACGAAUCCGACUGGGAGCCCCUGCUCGAAACGGAUGCGAAAAGCUCUUCAUCAUCGAGGCGACCUCCCGCUGGUUCCUCCGGUCCAGGAGCAGGCACAUGCACCACUAAUAGGCGCGACAACAAAAGCCACAACCAGCACCACCAGGAGAAAUGUGGCCGUAUCAAGCUUGGGGUGUUGGUGGCGCUAGUGUUCAUCACCUUCUACCUGUCGCUGUCGACGAUCAGCAUACGGCCGGUGGUGCACCAGAUGGUGGUCACCAUACCGGACGAUGACGAAGACCUUCCAGGACCAAGAGGCCUAGCCUCGCCCAAAGUAGUAUUUGAAUCCUCAACCAACCAAAUCAUUCCCGUUAUUCCAAACUCGAUGAUGACCAACAACCCCCGCGUGGUGCUCAAACUACAACAACCGAAACAUUUCUCCAAUGAUGCUGAUGAUAAAACUCCGUCUACGUUCCCAUCUACGACGACUUCCAACGCCACGACCAACGCAGUGCCAAAGGGAUUUCUAGUCUGGGGCCCAGGAUGCAAGAUCCUGGAUUUGGAUCCGCUGGCGGAUGACGUAAUGCGGCUGUUCCACAAGGAGCACUUCGUGCCCUGUUCGGCGAAGAAACCACUCACCACUAUCGAGCAAGCUAUGCAGACGACGACGACAACGACGACAUCAUCUACGAAGUCUACGCUCGAGAACGAUACGGUUGUGUUGCGGUUCCACAGGGAUCGCAUUGCGUCGCAUCUGCCGCACUACAUGAAGUACAUCGAAUGCUGCUACCAGAGCAUCGAACGAUCCGGGAUCAACGAAAAGGCUGAUAACAAAUUUAAUUUAGGUGAGUGUAAAUAUUUCUCCCACGAUGUCCUACUGCCCCCGAACGUCACUAAUGGGGUGAUGGUUCGCUGCAAAGGUAGCGUAUCGCCCACCAGCAAGACUCGCAAAUCGGUCUACACCAAUGUGCAUGCCUUUAUUCGAGCCAAGCCGGCAGUACAGGAACGGCUAGAACGAUUCCGUGACAGCUACAAACAACGACCGCUCAGUGUGCUGAUGGUUGGAAUCGAUAGCAUCUCGCGGCUGAAUCUCAUCCGAGCAAUGCCCCACACCGCACAACACCUGUACGAUACGGGGUGGUUCGAGCUGAAGGGCUACAACAAGAUCGAUGACAAUACGUUCCCGAACCUGAUGGCGAUCUUGACUGGGUACAACAGCACUUUGGCUUACGAUAAGUGUAAUCCGCGUAAAGUAGGUCAAUUGGAGACAUGCCCGUUCGUGUGGAACAUGUUCACCAACAGCGGAUACGUAACGGCCUACGCGGAAGAUGAGGCCAGUAUCAACACGUUCAACUACCACAAGUACGGGUUCGUCAAACCUCCCACGGAUUACUAUCUAAGACCGAUGGCACUGGCAGCGGAGAAAAAUCUAGUGAAGAAGACCAAGAACUCUCUAACCAUGUGUCUGGGCUAUGAAACCUACGCAGACUUCAUCUACAAAUAUGCGUUGGACUUUGCUACGUUCUACAAGGAUGAGCCCAGCUUCGGACUCUUUUGGACCAACACGUUCAGUCACAACGACAUCAGUGAUCCAUCGUCCAUGGAUCUACGAAUUAGAUACUACCUAGAACAGUUAGAUGAGCGAGGUAUUCUGAACAACAGUAUGGUAAUAUUCUUUAGUGAUCAUGGGCUGCGUUUCGGGGCGGUUCGAUCUCUGCUGACCGGAUGGCUCGAAGAGCGACUUCCUUUCAUGUUCAUGUGGUUGCCGGAAUGGUUCAAAGAACAGCACCCGGAAGCGGUCCAAGCACUGAAAAUCAACCGAAAUCGACUGACAAAUCCCUAUGAUCUCCACGCAACGCUUAAGCAUAUCCUGGAGCUUUCGGAACGUGUCGACAACCUUCCGGCUCCUUUCAGUUGUCCAAACUGCCAGAGCAUAUUCCAGGAAAUGCCCUGGAACCGUUCCUGCGAGGAAACGUCCAUCGCACCGCACUGGUGCACCUGUUCAAACUUCGAAAAGAUCGACAAAAGCUCCAAAAUCGUUCACGAGGUGCUGAGCUAUGUGAUCGACUCGAUCAACAAGGAUCUGGAGGAUCAUCAGAAAAAUUUAACCAAGAAACUUUGUGCCAAGAUUCAGCUGAAAUCGAUCUCGCUGGCCAAGGUGGCCAGAUAUCCGGACGCUGCCGAACCGCACACGGACUAUCUGUUGAUAUUCGAUGCCAAGCCCGGUUCGGGCAAGUUCGAAACGACGGUCCGCCAUUACACGAACCGGGACCAGCUCAAAAACCCGUUCGAGGUUACCGGAUCGAUCAGCCGGCUGAAUGAGUACGCUAGUCAGAGCGAAUGUAUGCACGUGGAUUACCUGAGAAAGUAUUGCUAUUGUUUGCGAAGGAAGGGUGGGUAGAUUGGGUGGUGUGGGAGGGGCGGUGGAUUAAUAUGUAAAGUUAUUGUGACAAUAAGUGUGUAAAGUUGUUUAAGGCAAUCAAAAGUAAUGCCUAGCGCACAGAUCUUAAGUUUAGCAAAACUCUCUUGAAUCUUAUUAAAUUGUUUUUUUUUUUUUCACAAAUAAAAUUCACUUUUCUUUUAUCAAUUUUGUGUAAUUUUUAAAUUCGUUUUAAAAUUUUGAUCGCCAGUAGAACAUUAUGAAAUAAGUAAUAUGUAGCUUUUAUAUCCUAAUGCCCAUUCAUGUGAUUAAUAUAAAACUGGGUUUGAAAAAAUACCUAACCGUUGAAAAUUCCUGCCAUUCAAUUCAUAAAUCAAGUUUUUUUGUAAUCUUAAACUGUUGUGUUACAAUUAUAUAAUUCUUUUCGCUUUUGGAACAUUAUUGGGCUAACGUUGCAAUACUUGAGGAUCAUUCUCAUUAUUGAGGCCAAGAAAGGGUCAAAUAUAAUGUUCAACUAAAAUUCAGGUUUAUCCUUUGACGACAAAUUUUCAAGUAUUUUUAUGCCGAAACUGAAACUUUUACAAAUUAAGGUUUGGAAUUUGUAUACUCUUUUAUUCAUUUUCCAUUUCUUUCGAAUUGACAAAUUCGAAACUCAAUUCUCGUACUCAUUUCAAGAUAAUAUUAUUAUUAUUAUUGUCUUUAUUGGCGAGACUUUCAGCCCUUGGCUGGUUCGUCUCAUGAAAAUGGUGUUUCAAGAUAAUAACAAAAUACAGUUUAAUCCAAAAUGUCCGAACUUGUCAAAGUGAAUCUCAAGCUAUAUUUAAAAAUUUAACAAAAUUUCAUGUGUUGUUCAAAUUUACAUCUUCUAAACCAUUACACGAAGCCACAAAUCAACCCAAAUUUGAAAAAUUUUGACGCAAUUCGGCUCUUCCGUGGGAUAACCCAAUUAGGGUUAAAUGAUAUAUACCUAUCAUUAGGUUGUUUUCAUCUGACAGCGGCAAAAAAAAACAACCCAGUGCAAAAAAAAAUCUACCCAGUGUUAGCUUUUGAAGUCUCCAUGAUGGGUUAAAACAAUUUAACAUUAGGUAAACUCGAAAAAACCCAAAUUUGGCUUAUUCCAUUGAACUCCAACGCUGUGUCGGUGCGUCUCUCUUUGUUUUUUACAACAAUGCUGUUAAUAUUUUAAAUGCAAAGAAAAAGAAAAUUUUAUUUGAGUCAUCAAACUUUAUUGUUGAUUCGUCUUACCAGCAAAAAUUUUUAAUUCAAAGAACAAGCUCAUUUAUUUCUAUAAACAAUGUCGUUUAUUCUGAAAAUGCAGAAAAAUAACAGCUGAAGCAAUAGCAGCAGGAGAUAUUGUCGAAACAAAAAUUCUGAUUUAUUGAACCAACAAAGUUUUUGAAUUGAUUUAACAAAAGCACGUGCUUCGAAACAAAAAUUUAUAUAUGUUAUUUUCAUGAUAUGCAUUUUUUUAUGAAUUCAACAAAGAAAACAGAAUUCAUUUUUAGCUUUACUCAUGUUAUAUUAAUCUGUUUGCAUAAGUUAUUACAAAAGCACAGAAAGUUAAACCUUUUUAGAAUGUAAUUGCCUAUAAGCAUCUGUUUUUUAUUUCGUCUAAGGUUCGCGUAAUUUUUAUUUGAUAAACGCAAAAUGACGAUUGUUUUUAUUCAAUCAUUCAAGAUUGUUGACUCCAUGAACCAAAAUUUAAAAAAAAAACCUUGAAGCUAAACACGAACCGCAAUAUUGUAUUCUACUUUAAAUUUUGUUGCUUCAAAUAUAAGGCUUUAUUGAAACUAACAAAUAAAUGGAUUAAUUCAAUACGUUCAAAACAUGUUGAUUCUAAUAACAGUGAUUUUUUAAUCAACUCUACAAUAUUGUUCUGCGAGUGCAACUUGCAAUAAUUUUUUAUUGAUUUUGUUUAGCAAUUUUUAAAGAACUAGCUAGUGAAUUCAUUUGAGACAUAAUUACCGCAGUUUUCAAAAAGUUUUCCGUAAAAAAAAUCUAGGAUACCUCCAAGAUUUUUGGAAAGAAAUUAAUGGUGAAAUCACUUAAAAUUUCC